GUCGUUCGGGUCAGGCGGUGGCUGUGCGGGCCAAGGUGUUUGGCUUCAGCGUGAUCUUCUACGACCCCUACCUGCAGGACGGCUUGGAGCGUUCCCUGGGCGUCCAGCGCGUCUACACCCUACAAGACCUGCUCUACCAGUCAGACUGCGUGUCUCUGCACUGCAACCUGAACGAACACAAUCACCAUCUCAUCAAUGACUUCACCAUCAAACAGAUGCGUCAGGGAGCGUUCCUGGUGAAUGCAGCACGGGGAGGGCUGGUGGAUGAGAAGGCCCUGGCUCAGGCCCUGAAGGAGGGGAGGAUACGUGGCGCUGCCCUGGACGUGCACGAGAUAGAACCCUUCAGGUGAGACACACAGUGCACG
Messenger RNA from Oncorhynchus gorbuscha (pink salmon), 365 nucleotides. Its product is annotated as C-terminal-binding protein 2-like. Gene Ontology annotation, molecular function: NAD binding. The transcript has 2 exons. The record is from RefSeq and is a predicted model, not a curated record. The annotation marks the transcript as partial. Lineage: Eukaryota; Metazoa; Chordata; Actinopteri; Salmoniformes; Salmonidae.